This is a messenger RNA of Drechmeria coniospora, 744 nucleotides long. RefSeq lists its product as uncharacterized. The record is from RefSeq and is a predicted model, not a curated record. Bases 1 to 744 code for a protein of 247 amino acids. The transcript is spliced from 3 exons. NCBI's taxonomy places the organism in Eukaryota, Fungi, Ascomycota, Sordariomycetes, Hypocreales, Ophiocordycipitaceae.
AUGCGACUCGCAGCUCGAUCGGGUGUGGGCGGGGCGGCUCCAGGCGUCACCAGCAAGCCAAAGUACAGUAAGGCCUGCGACAUGUACUCCGUACUUGCUGUACAUCCAUCUCGCUGUACAACCACACCCAAGUACCCCGUACUUGCUGCAAUGCGAGUAGUGGACGAGCGAAUCGGUCGACGCUUGUCGAUUCGUUCGUCCCCCGGCUGGCCAUUCGCCAUCGAAUCCCCACCGCGAUUCGUCGAGCCCAUUGCCCCCGAGCCAAGGAGUCGUGUCGAAACGCCGCCCCCGUCCGACAGCAAAGGCGUCGUGGACGCGCCACAGCCCUCGCGACGUUAUGCCACCUCCCGGCUCGCCAACGCACGCAUGACCGCACGUGACGGUGUCGGCGUCGCCGUUGCGGCAUGGCGACAAAGGAAACAACGGACGGCAUCGUCGCCGGGGACACCACCUCGUGCCCCCAUCCAUUGGCGGCUCGCCGUUCCCCCUGCGACCUCCCCGCCCCGGCUGCCCUUUUCGUCGUGGAUGAGGCGCUCGUAUCGCCGCGUGCCGGGGGCAAGGAUCUUGACCGGCCGGCAGAGGACGGCAGGGUGUCGUUCCGGCGCCGACUUGGCCGUGCGGAUGGACAUUGCCGAGUGCGUCGGAGACGACGGCAAGGGACAGCACGGUGAUUACGGCGCCAAAGUAACAUUGCACAGUACAGCCAACGCCAUGGCCAGUACCGUCCAGCCAGCACCCAAGUAA